AUGUUUCGGCGUAUGCUUUGGGUGACGCCCGUCGCACUUGCUUACCCUCUUUACCCUCAUCUUCAAAGCUACACCAAAAACUUCACAGACAGCACAAAGGAAGAUGGAAAACCAGGGGCAUCCCACAACUCUACAGAGAACUCGGCGCUCGACUCGCCUGAUGAGAAACUUAUCACAGACAAGUUCAAGCAGUUGCGUGACAAGUACUCGGCACCAAAGUAUCCGAUUGUGCUCUGCCACGGGCUUUCUGGCUUUGACUCAUUGACGUUGUUCGAGCCGCCGCGAGCGCUCUGGACGCCUGAUUUCACCGAGGCUAGAGACGACUUGUUUGCUGCGGCGCAAGAAAGCGAAGGCUCCAUCAUGGUAAACUACUGGAACGGAAUCGAGAAGGCGCUAACGGCCGCCGGUGCUCGCGUUCUCACGGCGAAAGUGCCGCCGUUUGGGGCCAUUGCCGACCGGGCAAAAGCUUUGGAUACUCUUCUCGAAGCCAAGUGCGCUCAGUUCAAAGACCGCCGCCCUGGCGAGAGACUCAAGGUGAAUUUGGUGGGCCAUUCUAUGGGCGGACUCGACGCACGGUACCUUAUCUCGAAACUCCAGACAAGCAAGUCCUCGUACGAAGUAGUCAGCCUUACAACUGUUGGAACUCCGCACCAUGGGUCCGAAUGUGCGGAUUUUGUGGUGGAAGUAGUGGGCCAAGACUUGAAACUUGAUGCCGCAUGUCCUCAGGCGAUCCGUGAGCUCACCACCUCGCAUCUUCAACAAUUUAACAAGGAGGUGCCCAAUGACCCACGGGUGGCGUACUUUUCUUAUGGGGCUCUGAUGGAUCCUCAGGGCCUCAAGCUUUUUUUGCCCACGUACGAAAUCAUCAAGAGACGUAUUCUUGCCCGGGGCGAGACGCAUUAUGAAAACGAUGGCAUGGUUUCUGUGCAGCUGGCAAUGUGGGGAGAGUACAUGGGGACUCUACAGAACGUCGACCACAUGGACUUGAUUAACUGGACGAACCAAGUGAAGGCUGCGUUGGACAAGGUUUUUCUUAACGAGCAACCAGCUUUCAAUGCGGUGGCUUUGUAUUUGGACAUAGCAGAAACCCUCAGCUUACGUGGCUUUUGA
Molecule: messenger RNA, 1110 nt
Organism: Clavispora lusitaniae ATCC 42720
Lineage: Eukaryota; Fungi; Ascomycota; Pichiomycetes; Serinales; Metschnikowiaceae
Product: triglyceride lipase
Biological process (GO): lipid metabolic process
Molecular function (GO): triacylglycerol lipase activity
Source: RefSeq, a predicted model, not a curated record